AGCUGGUAAAAACAAAUUGGCAGAGCACACACUUUUCAUUCAGGUUUAUCUAAUCUGCUUUCAUAGUGGGCAUUGGCAGUGAAGCCAUUGGUCGCAAAAAAACUACUGAUAAAUAAAAACGAGAAAAAAACACCCAACAAAAUGUUUAUAUUGGAACUUCUUAUCUGUAAUUUUGAGUAAUGAUUGGCCAGACUAGUCAAAGUGUCUUGGAAACAUUAAGUGAUUUUAAAGCAAAAUGCAGCAGUUUUGAACGCACUGAUGUUUCGGUGCUUAUCUACUGUUAGUUUUUAAUUCACUUGGAUUCAUAUAGACAAACAAACACACAGUAAAUGUGUUUCAUGUAAAAUGGACAUGUUGACAAGGUUAUACUCAUUCCUCUCUGAUAUCACAAUUGUUUACAAUUGUCAACAUCUCAUAAUAUUUAUCUUUGCACACUAUUAGACUUAUCCUUUAUCAGUGACAAAGAAUAAUGCAUGUCCGAGUGUGAAUCAGCGUUAGUGUAACAGGGUAACUCAUUGCUUUUCUACAUAAAUCUUAUGUAAUAUAUAAAUCUAUAUAAAUCUUAUGAAAACAUUAUUAGCACCUGUCAUUAUUAUUAAACACUUAAAUUAUUGUUGCUUGUUCUACAGCAGACGUACUAAAAUAUAAAAUCUUAUGGUAGCAAAAACUUAUUUGACACAUACUUAAAAAGACAAAAGCUUAAAUCUUUAUAAACAAUAUAACAAAAAUUAUAUAUUUUUGUUCUAAGCUGAAUAUUCAUUUUACAAAUUAGUAAUUAUUUUUGAAAUAACAUGCUGGAAAGGUAAUGAAAGAUGACAACACUAAGUAAAGUAAUAGUAUCACAAGUGACAAUAUGAUAUAGAGGAAGGAGUGAAGACCAAACCCUGAAGACUCAACUUUCCCUCCCCCUUGAAUUUUUUAUUUAACCAAAAGGUACUGUGUAACCAGGAGACACAAACAGCCCUACCAUCAAUGUGUCACCGCAUCACUUUAUUUUACACAGAAAAUAGAUUUACUGUCAGCAAAGAACCUUUUAAUUGUCACCAGUGCGCAACCGGAGACAACAGAUCGUUUUCUUUUAUAAUCUCUGAAAUUAUACCAGGCUUCACUGCCUUGUGUCCUUGAUGGAUCAUUAACCUAAGUGAACUAAUCUUUAUUGUCUGCUGGAUGCAUUAGAGCUGACCAGACUACUUCCAGUUGCAAGAGAGGUAGUGGAACUAUCAAUGAACUACUGAUCACUGAAGUGACAAAGUUAAGGUAAGGUAGAACUGAAGUCUUUAAGUGGUUGGAAGCAUCAACACUUUGUGAAGGUUUGAGGAGAUAUUUUUAAGAGUACAGGUUCAAAGAAACUUCCACUUCUUUCGUAAAUCAACAAUGGUUGGAACAGGUGGCCCAGUGGCCACUUUCUCUCCUUGGGAUUAUGUGGUGUUUGCUGGAACGAUUGUGGGAGCAGCCAGCAUCGGCCUUUUCCAAGCCAUCCGGGGCCGGAAGGAGACCAGCAGUGCAGAGUUUUUGUUAGGUGGACGACAAAUGACAGCUGUGCCAGUCGCCAUGUCCCUGACAGCCAGUUUCAUGUCUGGCAUCACAGUAAUUGGCACACCUGCAGAGGCAUACCGGUUUGGUAUUGCCUUCUGGAUCUUUGGUUUUUCUUAUGCCAUCAUGUCUGUCAUCACUGCUGAAUUAUUUGUACCGCUUUUCUACCGACUUGGGAUCACCAGUGCCUAUGAGUACCUGGAACGGCGCUUCAAUCGGAUAAUCCGGAUGAUCGGAACAUCCAUGUACAUUGUGCAGACGGCUCUCUACACGGGCUUAGUUAUUUAUGCUCCAGCUCUUGCACUAAACCAAAUUACCGGGCUGGAUCUCUGGGGAGUGCUGGUGGCAACGGGGGUAGUGUGCAUCAUCUAUUGUACUCUGGGUGGCCUCAAAGCAGUUAUCUGGACAGACGUACUGCAGAUGGUGAUCAUGCUGGCAGGAUUUGUAGCUGUAAUAGCAAGAGGAGCCGUAGUACAAGGAGGUCUAGCGAAAAUCUGGGAAGAUGCUGCAGCAGGAGGCCGACUGGUAGCUUUUGACUUUGACCCAGAUCCUCUCAAGCGGCACACUUUUUGGACUAUAGUGAUUGGUGGUAGCAUAAUGUGGGUGUCUAUCUACUCAAUUAACCAGUCCCAGGUGCAGCGCUAUAUCUCCUGCAAAACCUUGGGACAAGCCAAGUUGUCUCUGUAUAUCAACAUGAUUGGUUUAUGGGCGACAGUGAGUCUUGCUAUGUUCUCUGGUCUUACAAUGUACUCCAUUUACAAGAACUGUGACCCACUUUCAAAUGGGGAUAUAGGUACUUCUGACCAGUUGCUGCCAUACCUUGUGAUGGAUAUUCUGGCAGUCUAUCCUGGAAUUCCAGGCCUGUUCGUGGCUGCAGCUUACAGCGGUACCCUCAGCACGGUGUCCUCAAGUAUUAAUGCUCUUGUUGCUGUCACUGUGGAAGAUUUCAUAUAUCCAUUCUACAAAGAUUUCACACAAAAACAAGUUACCUGGAUGAACAUGGGCCUGAGCGUGUUUUUUGGAUUCCUGUGUAUUGGAAUGGCUGGAGUUGCUUCAGCAAUGGGAAGUGUUCUACAGGCAGCUCUGUCCAUAUUUGGCAUGAUCAGUGGACCUCUUCUUGGCCUCUAUCUAUUAGGCAUGCUUUUCCGCACAGCAAACUCAACAGGAGGACUGGGAGGAUUGAUCACUGGUCUGGCGUUAACUUUGUGGGUGGGAAUUGGAGCUCAGCUUUACCCUCCAACAGCUGACAAGACACUUCCCCUUUCACUCACCACUGUUGGCUGCAAUAAAACAGUGGACCUAAACAGCACAACAGCAUCUCCAUGGACCAGCCCAGCAACUCUGACUCCACAACCAGAUUUCAGGCCUCCUAUAGCAGACUCCUGGUAUUCUCUGUCCUAUGUCUACUUUUCUCUUUUUGGCAUGCUGACCACAAUGGUGUCUGGCCUGCUCUUGAGCAUAGUCACUGGCGGAUGCAAGCAAAAGAAGCUGAACUCUGAUCUCUUUGUGAGGAGGAGUGACUUGAUAUGCUUCAGUGGUUGCAACAAUUCAGAGGUAUCUGAUGAAAUGGAAAAAGCUCCAGCAGACCUUCAUAUGGGAGUUGACAACAAAGCAUUUAUGGCGAUGGAUGUAAUGAAAGAGUCUGAACAUGCCACAAAAUUAUAAUACUAUUAUCUUUACUCACUUUAUUAAACACAUCUAAAAUAAUUUAUGGAUUUUUUGUAAAAAAGAAAAAAGAAAAAAAAAGACUUAACAAUGUUGUCUGUUAUUGAUCAUAUUGAAAACUUGCUAUGUUUUAUCCACUAUUUACACUCAAGAGUAAAAAGAUCAAAAUCAAAAACCAUUAUGUUCCUCAUUGGGUACUUAAAUAGAAAGGCAUUCAAACAGCGCCUGGCUAUCAUAUCUUUGUUUGCGUUGAUUAAGAUGCCUUCUGUUUUAUGUUUUAGUGGUGUUGUUGCAUUAUUGCUAUGUAACCUUUGCCAUUGUUUUGUUUUUAUAGAUGAUUUUUAAAAACAUAUUUACCUGGCAUUUAUUCUGCUUUUUACUCUGAAACAGAAAUACACUUGUUGUGUUUUUAAAAUAUGUUGAAAGGCGUAAUAGUUUUGAACAUACCUUGACUUCUGCUUAUUUUUCUAUGAAAACUGUGCACUCUUUAUGAAAAAUCUGAAAAAUAUUUCUACUUAUUAAUAAAUAUUUUCUACUAUUCAAAUUUACCAUGACUUCAAAUGUUCACAUAACAUUCAGAUAAACUCACUUUAGAGAACAAUAUACCACAUGGUUGAAGUAAGAAUAAAAGAUGAAAGAAACUAUGAGGAAAUUUUUACAAUGCAGUUGAUGA
Xiphophorus couchianus (Monterrey platyfish) is the source of this 3871-nucleotide messenger RNA. It is a transcript of the gene slc5a8l, whose product is annotated as solute carrier family 5 member 8, like. The transcript has 16 exons. Bases 1375 to 3198 code for a protein of 607 amino acids. NCBI's taxonomy places the organism in Eukaryota, Metazoa, Chordata, Actinopteri, Cyprinodontiformes, Poeciliidae. Gene Ontology annotation, biological process: propanoate transmembrane transport; sodium ion transport. Gene Ontology annotation, molecular function: organic acid:sodium symporter activity. Gene Ontology annotation, cellular component: membrane; extracellular exosome. The record is from RefSeq and is a predicted model, not a curated record.